AUGGACGAAAGGGCAGUGGCGGCGCUGGAGAGCUUGUACUCAGGGCCGAUUAAGGCCGGAGAGCUGGUCCGAGCACGAGAGAUAUUCGCGUUUCUGCGAGGCAAUGGACAGGGAGCGGUUCUCAGGGAUGUGCCUAUGGUGAACGGCAAGCUGCUUGACCUGGUGGCGCUACUGGAGACUAUUACCAAGCGCGGGGGUGUACGCCGGGUACAGGACAAGGGCCUAUGGGAUGAGGUUACGUCGGAGCUUGGGCUGGAUUCUGGUCAGCAGACCUUGUUCACGAUUUCGGUGCACUACAAAAACUUCCUCUACGGUUUCGAACAGGCAAGGCACGCCGGCGUGGGCACGCAGCGGUACGAGCAGCACGGGCACUACCAGCGGCAGAUGAGGCAGAGGGAGCUGGAACAGCAGCUGGCCAGAGCGCUUGGCUCCGGCUCUGCGACGGAGGUGUGCGAGGCGGUGAACACGCUGACUCUCGAGACCUACGGUACAGCGGAGGAGGAGCUUGUGCUCGACCAUGUGCCGGGAUUGCUGGACGCAAUCUUCGACCUCAUGGACAAGCUCAACCCCGCCAUCGCUCAGUGCGGGUAUGGUGGAGGUAGGGAGCUCGGACGAAGAACAAUUCUUUAA
Ectocarpus siliculosus is the source of this 630-nucleotide messenger RNA. The record is from the annotation of a GenBank genome assembly. Lineage: Eukaryota; Phaeophyceae; Ectocarpales; Ectocarpaceae.